CAGAUACUAGCACAGAAGGUGACACAGCUGAACCAAGAUUAAUCAUACCAUUAACUAGUGGAAGGGAUAGCAGAGAUAGAACAGCUGGUGUACCCUAUGCAAAGUUUGCACACUUAAAACAUACUUAUUAUACCAUUAAAACACACUUAAUUUAA
Messenger RNA from Entrophospora candida, 155 nucleotides. The record is from the annotation of a GenBank genome assembly. Lineage: Eukaryota; Fungi; Glomeromycota; Glomeromycetes; Entrophosporales; Entrophosporaceae.